CGCAAGAUGAUUUCUGCAAUUGGCACAUUUUGGAACCCUAUAGUAAUAUAUGGUGAGUUAGGAAUGGAAGUAACGAGGCUAUUAGAAGCCGAAACAGUUAAACUGUAGAAUUGGUAGGCAACCUCUGGAUGGUUACAUAGUGAGACACUAUCAGUGGCGGAUCCAGGGGGUGGCCACCCCGAGCCCCGGCCCAGCCUUCUUUUGGAUCCGGCAUUAGUGUAGUCCUUAUGAAUUUUUCAAUAUUAGACAUCCGGCUCAGUGUUAUUUUAUAAUAAGAUUGGGUAUAACUAGGAAAAUAAUUUAAACUAACAUUUUCCAAUCAUUAUUCUAUUUAGACUAGAAAUUCUAGCCCCAAAGAUAGUUCGUCUAAAAAAACAACGAAAUCUGAAAGUCUAAAACGUAAAAGACUAGAAGAAAUAUGAGGUUUUUCCCUUGAAAAUUUACUAGAGUAGUUGGUGAAUCUAGGGAUGGACACACAAUGCACGAUUGAUUUGUCUAGUGUUGACGCUGCUCGUUUCAACAGCUUCUACCGGGAGAACUUUUUCAAAAAAAUGAAACAUAAAAUGAGCGAUGAAUUUCUCGCCGAUUGCUCAAGUAUUUUAUUUGAAACAGUUUAUAUUAUUGGUAUGGACGUGGACUCCAUUAUUGUUGCAUUCGCUAAAUUAAAAUACGAUAGUCUACAAUUUAUAUUUCAAAAAAUAAUCAUUAUAUUUGUUUACGGUUUUAAUUUUUUAAUGAAAUGCGGCCCACUGCUCUUCUGAGUUCUAGAUCCGCCGCUGGACACUAUGAUACGCAGAAGGAGAUUCAUCUGCACGAGAAGUAGUGACACAGAGUCAUAGAAGGAUUAGGAUGAACUGUAGCUAGAGGGUCAGUUGAAAAGGACGAGAAAUGUUGACAUAGAUGAAAUGGUUCUCACUUUUCUACUCAUUAUUGCCCAUAACGACAAAAAUAGGAGUAUAGCUGUUGAUUUGCGUACCUAGUGAGACCAACAAGCAGUGCAACAUGAAACGUACCUAUAGAGAGACGGCUUGUUGAAAUGAUGUGCCCAAUCGGUUUCACCCAAAUUGAACUUGUUCAAGUAGUGGCUUUAACCUAGAGCUAGUUUGAGAGAUACUGCUGCCUUUGCUUUCCUGUAAUUUCGUUCAUCUAGAUGCUUGCUGCAUUGUAGGAAAAUGGUGGGACUUUCGCUGGGGGAGAAGCAUUUCAUUAAGGGGGGCAUCGAUCAGAACAUCCGUAGUGAUGGCCGGAAGAGAGACUAUUACAGGCCGAUUUUUGUCAAAACUGGUGUAAUUCCUCAGGCAAAUGGCUCUGCUCGUGUUCGAAUGGGGGCAACUGAAGUUAUUGCCAGUGUGAAGGCAGAGCUCGGAAAGCCAAGUGCUUUGCACCCUGACAAAGGCAAAGUCGCCAUAUUCGUUGAUUGUAGUGCUGUUGCUGAACCGACAUUCGAGGGAAGAGGGGCCGAGGAGUUAUCGGCUGAACUGUCAGUUGCCCUUGAACGCUGCCUCUUAGGUGGCACAAGUGGAGCAGGUGCAGGAAUCGAUUUGACUUCCUUGAUUGUAGCAGAAGGAAAGAUUUGUUGGGAUCUGUAUAUCGACAGCCUUGUCAUUAGUUCUGAUGGGAAUCUACUUGAUGCCUUAGGUGCUUCCAUUAAGGCUGCCUUGGCUAAUACCGCCAUCCCGAAAGUCAACAUCUCAGCUGCUGCAUCAGCAGAUGAACAGCCGGAGGUGGACAUAAGCGACGAAGAGUUUCUACAAUUUGAUACUUCUGCAGUCCCUGUAAUAAUCACGCUAACACAGGUAGGGAGGCACUAUAUUGUGGACGCAACAUCAGAGGAGGAACCCCACAUGAGCUCUGCGGUUUCCAUUUCCGUCAAUCGUAAAGGGCACGUUUGCGGGUUGACCAAGCGAGGAGGUGAAGGCCUUGAUCCCAGCGUUGUUUCUGAUAUGAUUUCGGUUGCUCAACACUUGAGCGAACUGCUGAUGAGCAGAUUGGAUUCUGAAAUCUCAGCAGCAGAGGCCGAAAUUGGAGACGACGAAGAAUCGUGAUGCUGACGAGACUUCGAGAACCAGUUUUGACAUUUAGUUAUCUAAUGAUCAUUUUUAAGAUUGCUGUACUUCGAGAACCAAAGUUAAACUGUUUUCUAUGGGCAAAAUUGUCCAUUUUGGUCCAGUAUCUGAUCACAUUCAUCCGUGCAGAUUAUUGUCAGUGGUUAGCACAUGUCAACAACUAUCUCAUCUCAAGCCAAGUUUAAUCAAAAAUGGCGUUGUCGUAUAGUGACAAUCAAUGUCGUAUUCACUCGGUUCCUGAUACCCUAGCCUACUUCCCACGUUAUUGUUAUCUAACCGAUCGGUUUAAGGGGUUUGUGUUGGAGGAUAUGAGCGAACUAAUUAGUCUAGAGAUCAAAUAAAGAUAAAAGCAGGUA
This is a messenger RNA of Linum trigynum, 2422 nucleotides long. The record is from the annotation of a GenBank genome assembly. Lineage: Eukaryota; Viridiplantae; Streptophyta; Magnoliopsida; Malpighiales; Linaceae.